AUGUCUGCAACUGAUUAUCAAGCCAUAGUAAAGCCUUGGCCUUUUAGAGGCUGGGCUUUGGAUAUAAUUGGGAUGAUUUAUCCCCCUUCAUCGAAACAACACAAGUUCAUCAUGGUAGCCACAGAUUACUUUACAAAAUGGGCAGAGGCCAUUCCAUUAAAAUUUGUGGAUCAACAGGAUGUGAUCAAAGUUAUGAAGGAGAGAAUUAUUCAUAGGUUUGGAAUACCGGAGCACUUUGUGGCGGACAGAGGCUCAGUGUUCUUUGGAGCACAAGUUUGGGCCUUUACUAGCCAAUUCAAUAUACAGCUCUCUCACUCAACCCCCUAUUAUGCACAAGGGAAUGGCCAGGCUGAGUCAACCAAUAAGACCUUGAUUGGGAUUAUUGAGAAGAUGGUAGAAGAAAAUCCAAGGGUUUGGCAUGAGCUCCUUUCUGAUGCAUUAUGA
Messenger RNA from Rhododendron vialii, 444 nucleotides. RefSeq lists its product as uncharacterized. Lineage: Eukaryota; Viridiplantae; Streptophyta; Magnoliopsida; Ericales; Ericaceae. Gene Ontology annotation, molecular function: nucleic acid binding. The transcript has a single exon. Gene Ontology annotation, biological process: DNA integration. The record is from RefSeq and is a predicted model, not a curated record. The coding region runs from base 1 to 444 and encodes 147 amino acids.